UCCCGUCAUUGAAGGAAGGAACACAUUCCUUCCAUCUAGGAAAUGUGCAGCGGCAUACUGAAGAGGACACAACUGAUAUCUAUUCUUUAUUCUUUUUUGAGAGAGAUCAAUUCUUUGCCAGGAUUCAACUUUGGUGUUCAGUUUCCUCUACGGCUCUACCUUUCAGUUCGACGAUCUGGUUGAAGACCUGGGCUCUAAAAGCUUGAAGGAUUCGAGUCAAGACAAUUCUUUUCCUUAGAUCUCAUAAUUUGGUCGUCAUUGGAGAUGCCGAAUGUGGAGUUCUAGGUUUCUUUCCUCUCUUUCAUCCCCUGUUUCGUUGUGGGGGGAUUCUGUUGCCAAAUUUUCUGUCCUCUAGUUUUGGAUAAUUUAUUGGAUAUUUGCUAAUUUGUUGGAUUUCGUUCUUUUGCGGCUUUGAGGAAUUCUUGAUUUUGUUAUAUAUAUUAGUGGAAAUUAGAGUUUUUGGAGGUUGAAUUUUGAGGAUUGAUUGAAAGGUAAGAAGGUUGCAAGAACUGUUGGAGAAUUAGGUUGAACUUGGGAGUCCAAUUUGGUGGACAAAUUCAGAAGAGAAAGGUUGAUUCGGUUGUGAACUGAGGUUUCAAGAAGGGGUUUUGAAUUUAUUAUGGCCGUGGGGUAUUGGAGGGAAGCUUAAGGUUCCCUAUCUGCUGUAGGAUUGAAAGGGUUGAAGGGAUUUGAGUCUGACCUCGGUGUUCGGAUUGAGAAGUUUCGGUAACACUGAGGGCUUUGAUGUUUGUUUGAGAAAUUUUUGAAAUUUGAAGAAGAUAAAAGUCAUGUUCUAUGGGGCGUUGGUAUGGGAUCCCUGGCUCAUUCUCUCCCAGAUUGUGUGCCUGCAAUGUUUAUACUAUAUUACGCUUGGCUUAUUCAUGUCGAUUCUUGUUGGGACUCGUGUAUCCCGGAUGAGCCUUAUAUAUUUCUUUGAUUACUCGACUCUCACUACUUCUACAGUUACUGGUUGGUGUGUCAUUGCUUCGUUUCUACUCACCGCGCUUCCAGGGGCUUUUUAUGUAUUUCAUUUGGUUGAGAGAGCCAAAAAGUGCUUAGAUUUUUCAGCCACCCUCUACAUUGUCCAUGUCUUCAUAUGCAUCAUAUAUGGAGGGUGGCCAUCCUCAAUUACAUGGUGGGUUGUAAAUGGUACUGGUCUUGCAGUCAUGGCUUUGCUUGGUGAAUGGUUGUGCAUACGACGUGAGCUGCGGGAAAUUCCCAUAACACGAUAUCGCUCAAAUGUUUGACAAACUCCACAGGCAAGAGGAUAUGCGACAUACUUUCUUGCUGAUGGAUGGCCUGAUUGUUUCAGAGCUUCUGAGUAAGGCUUGUGAGAUACAAUUUUUGCGUCAAGGACUACUGAAGCCUGCUUAGAUCAGCGUUGGGUUCCAUUGUCCGUGCUGGUCAGUAAUGAGAGAAUACAAUAAACCAAUCAAAAUGGGAGGAAAUUGGGAAGACUAACCAUUUUGUGAAAGUUUUCUUACAUGUAGGACGCCAUGUGGACAAUGGUAAUUUGUUUUAACAGUGAAACAUUUAGUCUGUAUUUCCUCCCCCCCACCCCACCCCCCUUAGAAAUGGAAAUGGAACAAGUUUAAGUGA
This is a messenger RNA of Macadamia integrifolia, 1599 nucleotides long. Its product is annotated as protein SYS1 homolog. Bases 789 to 1247 code for a protein of 152 amino acids. Gene Ontology annotation, cellular component: Golgi membrane; trans-Golgi network. Gene Ontology annotation, biological process: Golgi to endosome transport; protein localization to Golgi apparatus; Golgi to plasma membrane protein transport. Lineage: Eukaryota; Viridiplantae; Streptophyta; Magnoliopsida; Proteales; Proteaceae. The transcript is spliced from 3 exons. The record is from RefSeq and is a predicted model, not a curated record.